AUGUCACGCUUCGAUAAGCGAAAAUCUACAGAAAUUCGUCCAAUUUCUAUUGAACAAAAUUAUGUAAAUAGAGAUGGUUCUGCUUCCUUUAAAUUUGGCGAAUCGAAUGUCGUAUGUUCGAUAAAUGGCCCAGCUGAAGUCAAAGUACGCGAUGAAAAAGUGGACAAAGCCACGAUAGAUGUGUCAUUCAGACCUUUGAUUGGUGUGCCAGGCACGAAAGACAAAACCAACGAAUUUUUCAUGCGUUCCAUGCUAGAAAGUGUUAUCCAAGCCAAUCUCCACCCGCGAACACUCAUCCAAAUUGUAUGUCAGGUGUUAAUGGAUGAUGGAAGC
Molecule: messenger RNA, 333 nt
Organism: Acaulospora morrowiae
Lineage: Eukaryota; Fungi; Glomeromycota; Glomeromycetes; Diversisporales; Acaulosporaceae
Source: the annotation of a GenBank genome assembly